Molecule: messenger RNA, 792 nt
Organism: Lycium ferocissimum
Lineage: Eukaryota; Viridiplantae; Streptophyta; Magnoliopsida; Solanales; Solanaceae
Exons: 2
Coding region: 1-792 (263 amino acids)
Molecular function (GO): nucleic acid binding; zinc ion binding
Source: RefSeq, a predicted model, not a curated record
AUGGACAAUGCAUACACGAGGGCAGAUUUUGAUCGCCUCAUGGAAGAUAUGGACAAUAUCGAUAAUAGGGUGAGGGGUUACCUGUUCGAUGUUGGCUAUGAAAAAUGGUACAUAGCUCAUUCCACAGUAAACAGAUCCAUGGUGAUGACUUCAAAUAUAGCGAAGUCCCUAAAUUCAGCAACUAGACAUGCAAGAGACCUGCCAAUCAAGAGUUUGCUACAAUUCAUGAUGGACUUGGUUAUGAGAUGGAACAAUGACAACCAAAAGGAUGCAACAGCAACAUUUACUGAAUUAGGGAACAAAUAUAACAUAAUAAUGAAGGAGAAUAUCAUUUUGUCGGAUAAAAUGACGGUAAUGACUUCAACUCAUUAUGUAUAUUUAGUUAUGGAUGGUGAAAAGCGCAACAUAGUGUGCAUGCAUGAAAAGAAGUGCAGUUGCCAACGAUUUCAAAUCGACGGGAUCCCUUGUCCACAUGCUAUGGCGGUAUUGAGCUACACAUAUAUGGAGGUGCAAAAUUAUUGCGCUGCUUAUUACACCAGAGAAUACUUUUUGAAGGCAUAUGAAAUGCCAGUGAAUCCACUUCCUGAUGAGAGUGCAUGGGACAUUCCAACAGAGGUAUUAGAUCAAAUAGUCAAACCACCGACAUGGAUUCGCAGACCAAGUAGACCAAGGGUUAAACGAUACAAGGGAAUUUUCGAGUAUUUGGCUACUUCAAAUCCAAUCUCAUGUGGUCGGUGUGGACAAAAAGGGCACAACAGAAGGACAUGCAAAAAUGCUUCCACAAGAAUCUAA